Messenger RNA from Leptomonas pyrrhocoris, 1347 nucleotides. RefSeq lists its product as hypothetical. The coding region runs from base 1 to 1347 and encodes 448 amino acids. Lineage: Eukaryota; Euglenozoa; Kinetoplastea; Trypanosomatida; Trypanosomatidae. The transcript has a single exon. The record is from RefSeq and is a predicted model, not a curated record.
AUGGAGCACAGCGAUAAGCAAUCCAUUUUUCUCCCGAUUCGUCCGUACGCGUCACGCGAGAUCGAGCUCACCCUGUAUCCUGGCAUCAAGGGUGUGCUGCAGGAGAAGAUACACGUCACGAACAUUCUCAACAUUCAGAACUCGAUCACGGUGACAAUCAAAGCAGUCGUGACGAAGGCAGUUACGUUUGAAAUCAGUCCUGACUCGUGGGUGUUCGAGAUGACGGUGCCACCGUCGGCGAACGUGACAUUGCCUAUGGUCCCAUCCGCGGCACCGGCUGCUUCCAGUAACGGGACAGAUGACCGCAUAGGUGGGAGUGGUGGCGGUGCAAGCUCAGGCACUGCGUCGAACGCGCGUGUGGGUGCGAAGUUCACCGUAACAAAUACGAGUAACUCGCGACGGCAAAUUAUUGCGCGCGUGGAACUCAGCAAUUCGAAUUCGGCGUCAGGCGUGACCGCGUCGAAUCCGUACCUUUCGUUUCCUGGAGUCAAAGUGGCGGUGCAGCUUGACAUGACACUGACGGGGGCCAGCUCCGGCUCCACGCGAAAGCUGGAAGAACAUAUUGAGAAGCUGGAACAGAAGCUGAAGACUUAUGUGCGCAAGAAGAAGACGGAGAAGGCGGAGAAUGCACGGCGGAAGAUUGAGGCGUACAAGUUGGCGCUGAAAGGUGAGGAGGUGGAUUUAACGGCGCUGGAAUCCGCGCAAUCGAACGCGCAAGGCGCAACCGAUCAUGAGCUAUCGGAGAGUGAAGAUGAGAGUAGUACAACUGCGCUGCAGGCGUUGAAGAGCAAAACACAGCAGAGCGAUGUGGUGCAGCUGCUGCGUCGCGAAGGCGUUGCGCUGCCGUCAAUGGGAGCCGGUGAAUCAGUGAUGGUCACGUUAUUCCUCGUGUGCAAACGCGCGCUCAACGAGUCAAUCCCGGUGUCGCAAUCUCAAACCAUGAAUAUGCUGUUUUACGAAGCGCAGGAUCAGGAGGCAAAUCGAAUUAUCCCAAUCGAUAUGAUUUUAAUGCGCACUCCCGGUGACACUCUUCCGCAUCAGCUGGCUGUCCCCGUCGACGUCGCUGCAGCCGCGCAGUUGUUGACUUCCGUGCCGUCAGUAGUCAACGCAACAAGUGCUCAAGGAAAGACGAGCAUCGAUGCGUCACGUGCGGACGUUGCGACCGACCCACUCACUGCACCCUCCACAGAAGCAGCGGCGAAGAGUACAUUUGUACCGUCGCGCGUGCAACAGGCUCGGCCACCCCCAUCCAUUCGCCUCGCCACGACAGGGGCUCUUGCGAACAGCGGCGGUGGUGGCCGUUUGUGCUCCACCUUCAUGGGCCACCCGUUGCUGGUCCUGCGCUAA